AUCAUUUCCCCCGGAUUAGACACACACGCUGUUGUUGAAUUGGUGCAGUCACUAAGCAGUGCGUGUGCGUCUGCACAGAGCGCGCCGUAGAGAGACAUGGAGGGGUGUUUGAACAGGUCGUGCCCGUGUCUCCGCGCACUAUGGGAACGAAUAUUCAAAAGCGAGAAAAAGAAUGAUGGACUCGAGGGGAAAAGCUCGAACGGGGAUCAGCGCAUAACGGACAGUGGUCUGGAUUUGGAGGAGCGCUAUAAGACUUUACCGUCGGAGGAGAGCACCGUUUAUGUGGCAUUAUGGGCUUUCGAAGCUCGCGACAAUGAUGAGCUGUCGUUCGAUACCGGUGAUCGGUUCCGCAUCGUCAGGCGCGAGGGGGAUUGGUGGAUCGCCGCUAAACUGGACGCAAACGGGCGCGUGCUCGCCACCGGGGUCGUGCCGCACAAUUUCCUGGAGCGCGCCGAAUCGGUCACGUUGCAACCGUGGUUCUUUGGCAAAAUGAACCGGAUUGAUUGCCUCAGUCACCUCCUGACAGAACAAAACAAAGAUGGAGCUUUCCUGGUGCGAGUCAGUGAGACUGACAAUGUGGGCCAUGUUAUCUCAGUUAAGGUGAAAAACAAAGCAAAGCACUUUAAGAUCUAUCACUCAGAGAAUGAAUUCUACGUGGAAAAAACCUGUAGCUUCGCCAGUAUCCUGGAUCUUGUACAACACUAUCAGAGUCAUCCUCUGGCCUCUGUGCACAAACUGGGAAAACCCUGCGUCAAGAGAAAGCCCAAGCAGCAAGACCUGUCUCGCACCACAGUGGACAUGUGGGAACUUCCCAAAGAAGACUUUACUCUAGAGAACAAGCUGGGCAACGGUUACUUUGCUGACGUUUAUCGAGGCAAAUGGAAGAACCAAACACACGUGGCCAUCAAAAUUCUCAAGAACAACGAUACUCUAAACCAGAAAACAUUUCACAUGGAGGUUGAGGUUUUGAAACACUUGCGUCACAACCACCUCAUCUCUCUCUUUGCAAUAUGCACUUCCUCCACACCGUAUUACAUCAUCACCGAGUACAUGGAGAAGGGAAACCUGCUGGAUUUACUCCGCAGUCCAGAGGGCAAUGCUUUAGACCUGGAAAUCUUGACUAACAUGGCAUACCAGGUGGCUGAUGGGAUGACUUACCUGGAGGAACAUAACAGCAUUCACAGAGACCUGGCAGCUCGUAACGUGCUUGUUGGUGAAGGAUAUGUGUGCAAGGUGGCUGACUUCGGUUUAGCACGAAUUAUCAAGGAGCCGAUCUACAUGUCUAAUGAUCUAAAAAUUCCAUUCAAGUGGACAGCACUUGAAGCCCUCGAGCUUGGCAUUUUCUCUAAUAAAUCUGAUGUCUGGUCUUUUGGUAUUCUCUUGUAUGAGAUUUAUUCAUAUGGCGCAAAUCCGUAUUCAGGCAUCAAUAAUAAAGGUGUGCUUAAAGAGAUCAAAAGUGGCUACAGAUUGCCUGCUCCUCCCAAAUGUCCUUCCUUCAUCUAUGAGAUUAUGCGGUCCUGUUGGAGCAAGCAGCCAGAGGAUCGGCCAGAUUUUAAAAGCCUCAAAUAUGAACUUCAUGAGUGCAUUACCCGGUUCACUUAACUCUAUGUAUCCUGUGUGUAUAUAGUGUACAUUUUAUUUUAUUUUUUACAGAGAUGUACAGUGUGCGAUAUGUUUUUGACAUUGUAAAGUUGCUAUGUAAAAUUUGUUUAAUCUCUUAUGGAAUAAGACAGUGAACAUAUAACAUCCCCGAGUAUAUUAAUUUUAUACAAUGUGUUAUUUGUAAUUCUAUUAAGUGUAUUCAUUGUUAUAAAGACUUCAUGUAAUGGUGACAAGUACAUAAAGAUCUACUGUUAUGAACCUUUAAUGUCAUUUAACAAGCACAAUGCACCAUAAUCAGAGUCUGCUUUAAGAUAUGUCCUUAUUGUCAUGCACUGAGAUUGUCCAUGAUAACGAGGACAGAUUUUAAUGGAAGCCUAUUUCAUAAGAUUUGCCAUAGCGUAUUUCAUUACAUUCAUUUUUUUAUUAGAAUUGUUGACUAAAAUACAGAUAUUUCCUG
This is a messenger RNA of Tachysurus fulvidraco (yellow catfish), 2059 nucleotides long. It is a transcript of the gene ptk6b, whose product is annotated as PTK6 protein tyrosine kinase 6b. Bases 97 to 1602 code for a protein of 501 amino acids. Lineage: Eukaryota; Metazoa; Chordata; Actinopteri; Siluriformes; Bagridae. Gene Ontology annotation, biological process: innate immune response; protein phosphorylation; cell surface receptor protein tyrosine kinase signaling pathway. The transcript is spliced from 8 exons. The record is from RefSeq and is a predicted model, not a curated record. Gene Ontology annotation, molecular function: signaling receptor binding; ATP binding; non-membrane spanning protein tyrosine kinase activity. Gene Ontology annotation, cellular component: extrinsic component of cytoplasmic side of plasma membrane.